Molecule: messenger RNA, 2975 nt
Organism: Mercurialis annua (annual mercury)
Lineage: Eukaryota; Viridiplantae; Streptophyta; Magnoliopsida; Malpighiales; Euphorbiaceae
Exons: 6
Coding region: 298-2712 (804 amino acids)
Source: RefSeq, a predicted model, not a curated record
CCUUUUCCUUCAACCCAAAUAUGUCGCCUUUAUUUAAUGUUGAGAAUAACUCAAUUCGCGCCAAUAUCAAUUUUGGCGCGCUAGUUAUUCCCUCUUAUUUCAGUAGCAAAUCCCUAAAUGGCUAAACCUAUCGCACCACCCAAUUUUCUUUUUGCCGGAUUAUUAUCUCUCUUUCUCAUAAUCUCGAUCGCAUUACCCUCCAGUCUGUCCUCUCAUUGAGACGGAUUAGCUGAGCGGUGAAUCUAAGGUUGUCAUUUUGCAACCAUCUAUGCAACAGUAGAGAAGUACUUUUAUCCAAUGAAGUUAAGGAGCUGCAGUCAUUUACACUCUUUCCAGGCCAUUAAAGGUGGUUUGGUGACAAAAGUCUUGAAUGUCUGUCAUGGGAAGCCAGCUCUUAAAUUCAAGGCUGUCAAAGAUAUAUAUGAAACUGAAGAUACAAAAGAUUUUGAUCUAAUUUCAGUGAUUAGCCGGAAACUUAAGUUUGUCGACACUACGGUUGAAUGUGAUAGGUCAAUGGAUGAAAGUCUAGAUAUACUUGGAGGAGAAAGAAAAGCAGUCAAAAGUGAAGAAGAAACUUCAGAAUCUAGCUGCAAAGACUGUGAUGGCCAAGCAGGAGAUUUAGACGAGCUUAACCUUGCGAAUAUGACACUGAAGCAAUUUAAGGAUAGAUGUAAAAAAGAGAGGAAAUGUUCCAGACAUGUUGAUUCAAGUAAAAGAACAAAAACUUGUUCACUUGGAGGCCAAGACCAUUUUAGCUCCCAACCCAAGAAGGACGAGUAUGAUAUCUUGGAGCCUCUCAGCUGUUGGAAAUCUAGAAUUUUAAAGAAGAAAAAGAUAGAGAAAAGGAAGAGAAGAAAUAGUGUCUCCGGCUCAUUUCAAAAUGCACUAUCAAUUGUGAAGUUUGGAGACUUUCUCAUUGAUCAAGUUGUGUUUCAGUACAGUGAAAAUUUUCCAGUACCUAUUCCUAUCAAAGUUGAAGUUCCAGAGCAUAGUUAUUCAGAAUGCAAAGAUAUGAUCACUUUUGGUUUGGAUUCCUCUUGUAAUUGUGAUGAACAACUGACGUGUAGAGGAAUGAUAUCUUACGAAGAGGGGACAGCUGAUGAUAAUGAUUGGGAGAGCGAUCCUCUAACAUCUCUAAUAGCCAUUGAAGAUCUUGAUACAUCUAAAGAUUGUGUUUCCGAAACUGGGAUGACUGAGAUAUGCAGUGAAGAGUUGGAAACUGAUGCCUGUGGGUUUGAAACUCAGAUCCCAACUCUGCACAGUGAUGAGCCUCAAAGCUCUACUGUUAAUGAACAAUCCUAUGAUAAUAUCGAGCAUGCAGACCCUAAAACAAUUAUUGGCAUUCAAGCUUCAGAUGAGGAGAUAAAGACGGAGGGUUCAGAAGUGGAGAUAGUAAAAGAAGGUAUUGCAGAACUGGUCAGUCAGUUUCCAGAAUUGUCCAUAGUACAAGGUGUAGAUGAUGAGUAUUCUGCCAUUGGUCAAAUUCCAAAAUCCAACUCCACUGGAACAGUUUCUCCUAGCAAUGAUCAUAGCCCUGAGGCUGAAAUGUACCAUGACACCAAAAAAUUUCCUUGUGUUCAUGAGCAGUCUCAGAAAACUAGCAGUAAUAGCCAAGUUCAAGCGCCUGAAAUCAGAUUUAAUUUUGAAUGUGUGGAAUUCAGCGAAAGAAAUGGGUCAUGUCUUACAGAUCAUGACGCUAAAAAUGAUAUAUUUCAUGCAGAAACCAGGAUAAUAAGCACACCUGCUAGAGAUUGUAGCUCACCUCUUACUUCAAAUCUAUGUUUAAAUUCACAAGACUCUUUUGUUUUUGUUCCUGAUCAUUCUACAACUGAGGCAAAAGGAUCACAUUCAUCUCUUGGUGCUGAUGCUGCUAGAGAUGGAUCUACAGAGAUUCAUUUUUACAUUGAUGAGCCUGUGAUAUCGAAAAGGUUUGAGGGGUGUCAUCAGUCAAAGCUGCAAAAUCAUCCUGAAAGGCUCUUGUCAACUAGGACGACGAUAUCCCCAACUUCCCAGAAGAGCCUGCGUGAAGCUCAAGAGUGCACCAAGUUAGAUGCCGAACAAUAUUACAAGUAUGCAAGGAAAUUGUGCUACAGUAAACAAAUUGAAAAUAAGAUUGGCAGACCUGAAGAAGGCAAUCAGAUCAAGAGAGCUGAAGUCAUUUUUAGCCCUGAUAAAGUUGUCAAAAAACCUAAGAUUCAUAAGAAUGGAUUUCAUCAAAAUGACAAGGUUCCUCGUCCCUCCCGUGCUGCACAGCGCUUUAGUACUGGGUGCACCUCCAUCCAAAGUUGUUCAGAGAGUGCCAUUUUAUUCUCACAGCAGCAAAUGCUUGACGUUACAUCCAUUACGAGCAAACUUGCAAGAGAGUUGCAGUCAAUGAGGGAAAUAGUUGAAGAAACAUUACAGUCCAAGUUGUAUCCAGAUAAAUGCGCAAAAUUUAAUGCAGAAGAGAUGAAGAAUUCCGUACAGAAUGCCACUAGAGUUGAAGAAAGUGCAAGAAGAUCUCUUUCUAUCAUGGCAAGGGACUGCAAUCGUUUCUGCAAAAUCAUGAAAUUGGCCGAGAAGGGUUCUACUACUUCCCCAAAUGCAGUUCGUAAGAAGAGGAAGAUUGUGUUUGCUGAUGAGGCUGGUGGAGAUCUGUGUGAUGUCAAGACUUUUGAGGAAGAUAUAUUUUGUAUGGAACCUAAGGGUGAGAAUAUAGUAACUGUAGAUUAAAUUAGGUUGAAGACUUUGCCAAUUAUGUAUUUAAUUUUUCUGUACAAUAGCUAAUUUGAUUGUAGAAUAGGUGGUUAUUAUGCGUGGGGCUGCUAAGACACGAGGCACGCCGGAUGUGCAAAUUGAAUGUACUGAGUGUGCAAAAUAAAUCCCUUCACAUUAGGCAAAUCAAGCUCAUCUCUGUUCUAAGCUAGCUCAUUCUUUAAAGCUCCAAUGUAAAAUCUUUUCCUGCUUCUAAAUAUAUGCUUCCAAAGUUGAGCCUA